GACUCAGUCUCACAAAAUAGGAAUUUCGGCUGCACACGGUUUUUUCCCCACCGAGGGCAGACAGAUAGACAGAUAACGCCAAGACGACGUUUUUGUCCCUGGUGAAUAAGAGACAGACAGCUGUGCGCCCUGUUGUGAAGAUGUGGCGUCUGCCGUUAGGUCUGAGGCUGAACUUGGUGCUGCUUUUGUGGGCUUGGGUAGCAGAGAGCAGCCCCGGGCCGGUGGGAGACAUUGUCGUGGACAGAUAUUCAGUCCCGAAAAGGUGUAGAAGAGAAGUUAAAGAUGGGGAUUUUGUCCGGUAUCACUACAACGCCACUUUUACCGACGGGAAGCAGUUUGACUCGAGCUAUCAGCGGGGGGCACCGUUCUUCGGGGUGGUUGGACAAGGUCGACAGCUUGCAGGAGUGGACAAAGGGAUUGUGGGUAUGUGCAUCAAUGAACGCCGGAAGAUUACAGUGCCCCCACACCUGGCCUACGGCGGCCAGGGAGCAGGUGACACCAUUCCUCCUGACACGACGCUGGUGUUUGACCUGCACCUGCUGGACGUCUUCAACAGAGCAGACAAGGUGCAGACGCGGGUCAUCAAAAGCAGCAAAAACUGCUCGCGCUCAGUGAUGAGGACAGACUUUGUGCGCUUCCACUUUAAUGGCAGCCUGUUGGACGGCAGCGCGUUUGACUCCAGCUACGAGCGCUCACAGACACAGGACAGUGUUGUGGGGGAAGGCUGGCUGAUUAAAGGUCUGGAGGAGGGGCUGCUGGGGAUGUGUGUGGGAGAAAUCAGAAACUUCAUCAUCCCCCCGUUCCUCGCAUUCGGAGAGAAAGGAUACGGUAAAGAAAUCCCUCCUCAUGCCACAGUAGUGUAUGACAUCCUGCUCGAGGACCUGCACAACACUAAGGACGACAUCACUGUGGAAAUCCAGGAAGUGCCAGAGCCCUGCACUCGGAAAUCCGUCACUGGAGACUACAUCCGCUACCACUACAACGGCACCUUCCUCAACGGGGUCACCUUCGACACCAGCUACCAGCGUAACAGCACAUACAACACAUACAUCGGGCUGGGCUAUGUGAUCUCGGGUAUGGAUAAGGGUCUGCAGGGUGUGUGUGUGGGGGAGAGGAGGAGGAUCACCAUACCCCCUCAUCUAGCAUACGGACAACAAGGAGCAGGUAAGGACAUCCCAGGUUCUGCUGUCGUGGUGUUCGAUGUCCACGUGAUCGACUUCCACAACCCGAAAGAUCCAGUGCAGGUGGACGUCACGUUCAAACCAGAGCCGUGUAACGAGACCAGCGAGGUUAACGACUUCAUCCAGUACCACUACAACUGCUCUCUACUGGACGGCACCCUGCUCUUCACAUCGAGUGAUUACGGCGUUCCACAAGACGUGGUGCUGGGGGCGGAUAAAGUGAUUGACGGGCUGGAUGAGGGUCUGAGGGGCAUGUGUGUGGGCGAGCGAAGGACCAUCAUAGUGCCACCGCAUCUUGGUCACGGAGAGAGAGGAGGGGGAGAUGUUCCGGGCAGUGCUGUGCUGCAGUUCGAGGUAGAACUGGUGUCCAUACAGAAGGGCGUUCCUGAGGGCUAUCUGUUCGUAUGGCUGAAGGACAAUCCAGCUGAGCUCUUCCAGGCUAUGGACAUGAACCAGGACAAAGAGGUCCCCCUGGAGGAGUUCUCAGAGUUCAUCAAGCAGCAGGUUGCAGAGGGCAAGGGGCGUCUAAAGCCGGCUCAAGACCCCGAGGUCGUCAUCGGCGACAUGUUUAAAAACCAGGACCGGAAUAAAGACGGCCGCAUCACCACAGAAGAGCUGAAGCUAAAAGUGGAGGAAGACGCAGAGAAAGAAAACCAGCACGAUGAGCUCUGAGAGAGAGACAUUCGGAGAAUGAAAGUAACUCAAACAGGCAUUUAAAUACACACAACUGCAGGCAAAAGGUGACCGAGUGAAAUUAUUAAUAAAAAAAACUGAAGAAUAAAUGAUUCCAGUCAGUCAUAGAGAACAACUCUCAGAGAACUAAAAGAACUCAGGUUUUGCAAUUUUUGCUGCGGUAAAAAAGAACCUUCACACCAAAGUGUAUUUGCACUGUAAGCUUUUAUUAUUAUUUUUGAAACAAGAAAAUAAUGUGCCCUUUUCUGUAUUUCAUUCAUGUGGGAAGGAUAUGAUAUUUGUAUGUUGCUGGAUUUGGUUAUUCUUACUAAUGGUAUAUUUUGUCUUUUUUGAUAAUGGUGAUUGAGUAUGAUGACAUGUGGAAACAAUUUUUGUAUGAAAUGCAAUUUUCUUCUGCUGUUUCAACCAGUAAAACGUUUUAAAAUA
Molecule: messenger RNA, 2300 nt
Organism: Colossoma macropomum (tambaqui)
Lineage: Eukaryota; Metazoa; Chordata; Actinopteri; Characiformes; Serrasalmidae
Gene: fkbp10b
Product: FKBP prolyl isomerase 10b
Exons: 10
Coding region: 141-1853 (570 amino acids)
Molecular function (GO): calcium ion binding; peptidyl-prolyl cis-trans isomerase activity
Source: RefSeq, a predicted model, not a curated record